Penicillium samsonianum is the source of this 1059-nucleotide messenger RNA. Its product is annotated as mismatch-specific DNA-glycosylase. Gene Ontology annotation, molecular function: mismatch base pair DNA N-glycosylase activity. Gene Ontology annotation, biological process: base-excision repair, AP site formation. NCBI's taxonomy places the organism in Eukaryota, Fungi, Ascomycota, Eurotiomycetes, Eurotiales, Aspergillaceae. The transcript has a single exon. The record is from RefSeq and is a predicted model, not a curated record. The coding region runs from base 1 to 1059 and encodes 352 amino acids.
AUGCCUCCGUCUUCAGAAAUCGAACCAAAAGUCGAGGAAGACGAGCUCGCCCUUGAAUCAGUGGAGGAUGUUCCAGUCAACAAAAUCACCAGCUUCAAUGGCAGACUGCAGCAAUUCCUGCAUAACGGGACCGCAGCGCACGAAAGCCCAAGUGCCUCUCGAACUACUAUAUCACAACGCCGCAUAAACACCACCAAGACCGAAUAUAAACCAAACAUUACCGAACCUCAACCAGAAGCCGUCAUCUCGAGCCGCAAGAAAACAGUCCCACAGACAACAGUGGCAGCGACCACAACCACACCCACCCACCCAUGCACCACCCGCUCACAGUCGAUCAUAACAGCAACGCCUCCACCCCCAAUCCCACCUCGCCAAAGCCCAAACAAACGCAAGCGCAGCACAACAACCCCACAAAUCCCACCAACACCCCCAAUCGCCGGCCCCUCAGCCACAGAAUCCCUCCUCCGCGACACAAUCCCCCCAAACCUGAUCCUCCUCCUCGUAGGCGUGAACCCAGGGGUAAUGACAGGGAUAACAGGGUACGCCUACGCACACCCAUCAAACCUAUUCUGGAAACUGCUGUAUUCAUCUGGGAUAACAAGUAUGCGCCACAUACCGGCGGACACAUAUAAGCUUCCUGCGCUGUACAGCGUAGGCAACACGAACAUUGUGGAGCGGCCGACGCGCGACGCGAGCAUGCUCAGUCGUGCGGAGAUGGAUGCCGGUGUCCCUGUGCUCGAGGCUAAGGUUGCUGCGCAGAGGCCGGAGGCUGUUUGUCUUGUUGGGAAGAGUAUUUGGGAGGCUGUUUGGCGGGUUAGACAUGGGAGGGGGAUUCGGAAGGAGGAGUUUUGGUAUGGGUGGCAGGCGGAGGCGGAGAAUAUGGGUCGUGGUGGUGGUUGGGCUGGGGCGCCGGUUUUUGUCGCUACGACGACUAGUGGGCUUGCGGCGGGGAUGAAGAUUGCGGAGAAGGAGGCUGUGUGGGCGGAGUUGGGGAGUUGGGUUGUGAGGAGGAGGGGGGAGAGGGGGUUGGAUUCUGUGGUGGUUAAGGAUGAGAUUUGA